AUGCACCCUGGCAAUAUAAAGAAGAAAAGUAAAACAGUUAAUGACAAAGAGAUGUACCCUGGCAAUAUAAAGAAGAAAAGAAAGACAGUUAAUGACAAAGAGAUGUACCCUGGCAAUAUAAGGAAGAAAAGAAAAACAGUUAAUGACAAAGAAUUGAAUAAUUGUGAAACAGAGGACAACAUUUAUGUUUUGACAUCCAGGAAUACUUCUUCAAAAAGGAUAUGGGAUCGCCAUAAUUUCUGUGUGUAUUGCAAUAUGCAAUAUGCAAAGCUUCCACGACACUUUGAAAGAAAACACAGCUCAGAGAUUGAGGUUGCACAAAUUUUGUCACUUCCAAAAAAAUCAGCAAAAAGAUCAAUGAUGUGGGGACUACUAAAAAAUAAAGGAAAUCAUGCUCACAACAGUGAAGUGCUAAAAAGUGGCAAAGGGUUUCUGAUUCCAGGAAAGAGGACAAUUUAUAAGACAACACCAACAGAAUACCUGCCAUGUUGUAAUUGCCUUGCUUACUACAAACGAAAUGAAAUAUGGAAACACCAAAAGUCGUGCCCUGCUUUGGCUGUAAAAGGAAAGGUAGCUAAAGGUGGACGAAUACAAGGCAAAUGCUCAUUAAUUCUUUCAACCGAAGGACCAGCCAUUAGUAGUGAAUUCCAAGAAAACAUACUUAACAAGAUGAAUGUGGACAGAAUUUCGCUUUUGAUAAGAAAUGAUAUGUUGAUCCUGAACUAUGGUAAGAGACUUUUUUCAAAGUUUACCGAGUAUCACCAAUUUCAAUAUUGUUCUCAAAAGAUGAGAGAACUCAGGCGAUUAGUUUUAGAACUUAGAGAAGUACAUGCGAAUAAAAAUAUGUAUCUCAACGAUGCAAUAUGCCCACAAAAUUUUAAUGCUGUUACAGAGUCAGUAAGAAAACUUGCAGGAUUUGACUCUUUGCAAAACAAAUAUAAGAUACCAUCAUUAGCUAUAAAGCUUGGGCACUCAUUGAAAAGGUGCUGUAGUAUAAAAAGGGCAAUUGCCCUUAAAUCCAGAGAUGUUGCCACACAAGAGCAAUGUGAGGCCUUUGAAAACCUCUGUGAAAUAGAGUGGCCAGAUGAAGUCUCCAACCAUGCUUGGUCCACCCUCUAUAAGCAAAAAUGGAACAAGCCCAUAAUGCUACCACUAGAAGAAGAUGUUGUAGCUCUCAAUGUCUUCUUGAAAAAAAAAUCAAAAGAAUGCUCUGAGAAACUAGAAGCCUGCAAGUCUGACACAGAUGCUUGGUAUACUCUUGCCAAAGUCACUCUCUGCCAGUUGAUUCUGUUUAAUAGAAAGCGUAGUGGAGAAGCAGAACGGAUAGGAAUUGAAGAUUGGGCAAAUGUACAUUCUGAAUCAAGCAAGGAUAUUUUGAAAAGUUUGUCCAAAUGGGAAAAAUGUCUCUGUAAGAAGCUGAAAAGACUUGAAAUAAUGGGCAAACGGGGACGAAAAGUCCCAAUCCUAAUUCCUGAAGCUAUAUUUGGUAGCAUACAAUUGCUAAUUGUAACAAGAACCAAUGUUGAUAUAAGCAAGGACAACAAAUUCCUGUUUGCAGUACCAGCACCAUCAAAUCGUCCUAUUCGUAGUAGUGUAUGCAUCCACAAAUUUGCUUUGGAAUGUGGAGUAAAUAAACCACAAAAUCUAACGGCUACAAGAUUGCGAAAACACAUAGCAACGUUUUCACAAGUUUUUAAUCUUCAAAACAAUGAAUUGGACAUUUUAGCAACAUUUAUGGGCCAUGACAUAAAUGUUCAUCGAAAUUAUUACAGAUUGCCGGAAGAGACUACACAAGUGGUGAAAGUUGGUAGAAUACUUCUAGCCCUUGAGAAAGGCAAGACCUUUGACUUUAAAAACAAAAAGUUGGAUGAAAUAGAAAUUUCUUCUGAAUUUGAAGCUCGACGAUCCACCCUACAAUCAUUGCAAAGCUAA
Anneissia japonica is the source of this 1932-nucleotide messenger RNA. RefSeq lists its product as uncharacterized. The transcript has 5 exons. The record is from RefSeq and is a predicted model, not a curated record. Lineage: Eukaryota; Metazoa; Echinodermata; Crinoidea; Comatulida; Comatulidae. Bases 1 to 1932 code for a protein of 643 amino acids.